AUGGCCUCCAAGUUCCUUCGAGAAUAUAAGUUGGUAGUGGUUGGUGGUGGUGGUGUCGGAAAGUCGUGUUUGACAAUCCAACUGAUCCAGAGUCAUUUCGUGGACGAGUAUGAUCCAACAAUUGAAGAUUCCUAUCGCAAGCAGUGCCUGAUUGAUGAUGAGGUCGCUCUCUUGGACGUUCUCGACACGGCUGGUCAGGAGGAAUACUCUGCCAUGCGAGAGCAAUACAUGCGAACCGGCGAGGGCUUCUUGCUCAUCUACUCGAUCACGUCGCGUCAAUCAUUCGAAGAAAUCAUGACUUUCCAACAGCAGAUUCUCCGUGUCAAAGACAAGGACUAUUUCCCCAUCAUUGUCGUGGGUAACAAGUGCGAUUUGGAGAAGGAGCGAGUGGUGUCUUCGGAAGAGGGUGAAGCGCUGGCUCGCCAAUUCGGUUGCAAAUUCAUCGAGACCUCCGCCAAGUCUCGUAUUCACGUCGAAGACGCUUUCUACGACCUCGUCCGCGAGAUUCGCCGAUACAACAAGGAGAUGUCCUCCUAUCCCUCCGGCUCAGGCGCCUUUGGAGCCCGUGCUCCCGAGAACAAGAUGGAAGUCAGCGAGCCCGGCGAGAGCGGUGGAUGUUGCUCCAAGUGCGUCGUCAUGUAG
This is a messenger RNA of Penicillium diatomitis, 642 nucleotides long. RefSeq names its product Ras family protein. Gene Ontology annotation, biological process: signal transduction. NCBI's taxonomy places the organism in Eukaryota, Fungi, Ascomycota, Eurotiomycetes, Eurotiales, Aspergillaceae. Gene Ontology annotation, cellular component: plasma membrane. The transcript has 4 exons. The coding region runs from base 1 to 642 and encodes 213 amino acids. Gene Ontology annotation, molecular function: GTP binding; GDP binding; GTPase activity. The record is from RefSeq and is a predicted model, not a curated record.